CAGAAAUUCUAAGGUGUUGUCAUCGCGUUCUUUAGCCUCGUGUGUUUUAUACUGGGCGUAUGGGUAGAUUUCAAAUCUUUACAAUGCGGCUGUAACAACAGUUGUAUUAUUUCUAUAGACUGUAAGCGCUGUCUAACGCAUUUCGCGAAUAGAAAACAGUGAGUUGCCUUCGGAAAACAAACAAUAUUAUAUUUAAGAAGGAGGCUAGUUUAUAAGCCACUAGCUAACGCCUAACGUUAGCUAUGGAGGAAAGGAAAGAGGAGGGAGAAGCGGAGAUCCAAGAGCACGGGCCCGAACACUGGUUCUCCAAAUGGGAACGGCAGUGCUUAGCAGAGGCCGAACAGGAUGGUCCAAACGAAGAGGAGACGGAACAAAGUCAACAAAAGAUGUGGCACCUCUUUCAGAACUUAGCCACUGCGGUAGCACAACUCUACAAAGAUAGAGUAUGUCAGCAGCAAGGCCUCUCUCUCUGGGUGCCCUUCCAGAAUGCAGCCACGGCUGUCACUAACCUGUAUAAAGAGAGCAUAGAGGCCCAUCAGCGGAGCUAUGACCUGGGCAUCCACUUAGGUUACCAACGCAGGAAUAAGGAGGUGAUUGCAUGGGUAAAGAAGCGUAGAAGAACUAUUAGACGAGAGGACCUCAUCAGCUUCCUGUGUGGCAAAGUUCCACCUCCACGAACAGCUCGUGCCCCGCCCAGAGUUGCCAUGGUGUCUGCAAGCCGACCAUCGCCACCAGAGACAGGCAGCUCUGUGGAGACCGACCUGCAGCCCUUCAGAGAGGCAAUCGCACUGCACGGCCUUAGUGGUGCCAUGGCAAGCAUUUCUGUGCGUUCUGGUCCUCCUGGUUCUCCAACUCACCCUGCCCAGUCCCUCAGUCGUCGUAGGAAUGGUCUCCAUGACGUGGAUCUCAACACCUUCAUUGCUGAGGAGAUGGCACUCCAUCUGGAUUCCACAGCCGAUCGUAAACGUGGCCCUGCCCCCUGUAGUGAUGUAAUUACAGACUCGCCCACUCAUAAACGUAAUAGGAUGCUCUGAACUUUUCCUACACUGCUAAUCCCUCCUCUGUCCUCUCCUUGGUGGCUGACUGGACAGUUGAUGAGGACUGAUGCCUUGGCCACCUAUUGAAAUCUUCCUCCUUUGCAUCUUGGUUGCAAUGCUACAAAUAAAAAAAAGUUAUAAUUAUCAAUCCCCUUAUUUAGUUUUCUUCCUCCGGUUGUCACAGGCACUGUCUCUGUGUGAGUUCUGUUCCUUUUCAGACUGUUUUCUCUUUAUGCUGGGUUGCUCUCAGUAGAUCUGAUAAUGAAGUGAGCACAUGUCACACUUGAAAUCCUUAACUUGCAGAAUGUUGCAUUUAGACAUUUGUUUGUUGGCCGGGCUCCUUUGUGCUCUUCAUCUGAUAAUCAGCUGAACCAGGCUGAUGCCUGCUGUUUGCCAUUCAUUCCUCAAGCGCACUUCCUCUUCUUCUGUGCAGUGCUGGCCAAAUCGGACCGGAUUGAAACUCGAGCUCCUCAGUAGGCUGAACCACCUUCCUGCUGUGUAGCUCUAUUCAAAACAUUUGUUGGCGUGUGUAUCUCAUUCUGCUGCUGUGUGCGUUUGCAUUAUGUGACAGCAGAACUGCCACUUACUAUGUUGUACUUGUCUUUGCCUUUGAGAAAGCUGCUACAGUAUCUCUGGUUGCUUGCAACACUGAGUGUGUGUACGAGUGUCUGUGUGUGAGCUUGUGGAUGCAGGGUUCUGGCAAAUCCAACACCCACUUGACCGAAUAAUUUCCUGUUCUUUCUUUAGUUGCUUUUGGCAGCCCAAACCCAGGUUUUAUCACAGAGCAGGUCAGUCCAAUAUAUGAAGAUAAUUGUGACUAUCAUUGCUGUCAGAAUUAGCUGACAGCUUGAGUAGUAGGAUGAUGAUAGUAAAGCAAGAUGUAUUUUCAACAAAUCUCGUAGGUAUUGCCAAGUUUACAGAAAUGCAAAUGUGCACAGUUUCCCUAGGAGUUAAGGUGAUAAUCCUGUGCGCAGCCCGAGACGAUGACGUUUGCUCAUCCACUCAGUUGGGUGGAGAAGGGAAACAGGAUUCUCAAAUAUCACAAAAAUAUGACUACAACGCACAACAGAGAUGUCUAGAUAUGAAAUCUUUAUUCAUUUACACAAUUGUGAGCAACACGUUAUGCAGUGCAAUGCAAAACACAAUACUCGAAAUUGUGUGUAAAUUUGUAAAGAAGAUUCCAUGCACAGUGUCACUGUCAAAACAGUUGACUGAAUACUGGUUUGUUUAUUUUUGCAUAAAGAGCAGUAACAAUAUUUCAAAGCUUGCAUUUUACCUACACUUGAUUUCAGCUUUAAACUAGAAAAUUACAAGGAGCAGUUCCCUGUAGGGGCCGAUGGCUGUAUUUAAUUUGGGUAAACCAAUUCAUGGAUGGUUGGAUGUGAUGUUUCAACAAGGCUGGGGGCUUGUUUUUGCUAGUUUCACACGCUGCUUUGUGAUACAAUCUCGUAUGUGUGUGUGUAAAUAACAUGUAGGUGCUCUUAUGUGUGGUACAUAUUGUAAAAAGAAGUGCAAAUCCAUUGGGAUGUCUAUGUACAAUAACUGACAUUAAAGGAGACGACCAUUUAA
Monopterus albus (swamp eel) is the source of this 2606-nucleotide messenger RNA. It is a transcript of the gene hapstr1b, whose product is annotated as HUWE1 associated protein modifying stress responses b. The record is from RefSeq and is a predicted model, not a curated record. The transcript has 4 exons. NCBI's taxonomy places the organism in Eukaryota, Metazoa, Chordata, Actinopteri, Synbranchiformes, Synbranchidae. Bases 243 to 1034 code for a protein of 263 amino acids.